This is a messenger RNA of Nerophis ophidion (straightnose pipefish), 1636 nucleotides long. It is a transcript of the gene rab38a, whose product is annotated as RAB38a, member RAS oncogene family. The record is from RefSeq and is a predicted model, not a curated record. Bases 414 to 1370 code for a protein of 318 amino acids. Gene Ontology annotation, biological process: phagosome-lysosome fusion; endosome to lysosome transport. Lineage: Eukaryota; Metazoa; Chordata; Actinopteri; Syngnathiformes; Syngnathidae. Gene Ontology annotation, cellular component: late endosome; phagocytic vesicle; trans-Golgi network. Gene Ontology annotation, molecular function: GTP binding; GTPase activity. The transcript has 4 exons.
AAGAAUAUAUUUUUGGAGUUUGAGAAACAUUUUAUUGAGUUUGAGGCGUUUUUUUUAAUUUAGAAAAAAUGUGUUUGUGAACCAUUUUUUUGAGUUUCAAACAUAUUUUUAGUUUAAAACUUUUUUUGUGUGUUUAAGACAAUUUUUUUUGAGUUUGAGAAACAUUUCUUUUACUAAAAAAAUAUUUUGGAAUUUGAAAAAUGUCUGAGUUUUAACAUUUUUUUUUUAGUUUGAAACAUUUUUUUAGAGUUUGUGGAGUCUUGGCAGUAAUAUCACUCCAUACAUCCACCCCAAGUUGAAUCAUGUGAUCGGCAUUGGUAUCGGCCGAUCUCCCUCAUGGAUGAUCGCUAUCAGAAUGCUCAGCACAACAAAAAAGUCCGACUUCCCUAACAUUUAUUUAACAUCUCCCACUCAUGUGCAGCAGGGACUCGCACAAAUUCCUUGUCAGAAGUGGGCGGGGCUUGUGGCAGUCACAAGGUCCGAGCGCCUCCAGUGGACGUCCCACCUUGGCUCCCACUUGGCCUCCCCUUCCUUCUUCUCUCCCCCUCGCCGCCCUUCCCCCGUCCCGGCGGCCACUUCCACCCGAGUGGAUUCAUGCUCGGCACCUCGCCAUGCAGAACAACCACGCCAAGGAGCACCUGUACAAGAUCCUGGUCAUCGGGGACCUGGGGGUGGGCAAGACCAGCAUCAUCAAGCGCUACGUGCACCACAACUUCAGCCCCAACUACCGGGCCACCAUCGGGGUGGACUUUGCCCUCAAGGUGCUCAACCUGGACCAGGAGACCGUGCGCCUGCAGCUGUGGGACAUCGCAGGCCAGGAGCGGUUCGGCAACAUGACCCGGGUGUACUACCGCGAGGCCAUGGGCGCCUUCAUCGUGUUCGACGUGACGAGGCCCGCCUCCUUCGAGGCGGUCGCCAAGUGGAAGGAGGACUUGGACUCCAAGGUGACGCUAGGCAACGGCAAACACGUCGCCACCGUGCUGCUGGCCAACAAGUGCGACCAAGGCCGGGACGUCCUCACCAAUAACGGACUCAAGAUGGAGCAGUUCUGCCAGGACAACGGCUUUGUGGGCUGGUUUGAGACCUCCGCCAAGGUUCCGACUUGCCGGCCUCACCCCUUGCGUCCUGUCCCAGGAGAACAUCAACAUCGACGAGGCGGCCAACUGCCUGGUCAAGCACAUCAUUUCCAGCGAGAAGGACAUGUUUCAGUCCGAGGUCCCGGACACGGUCAGCCCUCAACUGGAGACGGAGCGAGGCGGGACCUGCUCCUCCUGCUUCAGGGCGCAGUGAGCGCCUUCUGCACUCGUGGAAGGAAGGAUGGAUGGAGGAGACAAGCUGCGUUACCACGGCGACGCAGGAACAUUCUGUGAACACUAAUACAAAUAUUAUUAUUAUUAUUACGCUGCAAUAUUUCUACACCCACAUUUUAUUUAUACAUGCAAUUAGUUAUAAAUGAUCUUAACAGUGUUUCACUUUCUUCCCUAAAUUGUUUUAUUGUUUUUUUUUUUUUUUACUGUAUUCAUUGUAAUAUUUGUAAUUAUCCAUCUAUCUCUACAAAUAUGUACAUAUUGUAUUCUACACAACCAAAGAUGUGUCCACUUAUCAACAUGAAUAAAGCAGAACUUUCCUUUACCGC